AUGCCGGGAGCUCUCAGAAACAUGCCCAACCCUAAUAACCAGAAGACUCGCAACAUCGAUGUAGUCUUUGUUCAUGACUCCACCGGAAGCCAGCAACCCUACCUCAACGCUGCGACCCAAGAAUCUCGCAACUACGUCCAGGCAUUUGCGGACGAGCUUUCCCGAAAGGGCGCUCCCGGAACUGCUCGCUACCGCGUCAUCGCUUUCCGGGACCAUCGCGAGCAGGGAGAUCUGUGGACCGUCAACGCCUCAAACGAUUUUACGGACAAGCCAGAACAGUUGCGGCAACAGUUCAGCAGUCUUGUUGCGGAAGGAGGCGGAGAUGGGCCUGAAGCUCAGCUUGAUGCUCUCGAUGCAGCUCUGACUUCCCCUUGGAGACUGAAUGCAAGACGAGUGGUGUUUCUCAUCACCGAUUCACCCCCGCACGGUGUUGAACCUGGCGACGAACCCCCAGCCAGUCAUCCGAGUUACUUGACAACUAAAUACCUCGUCGACAACUUCAAGAAACAAAAGAUCAAACUUUUCGUGAUCGGCUGCAUUCCUACCAUUAACAAAUAUAGAAACGCAGUAUCCUACUACGAGAAACUGGUGAAGGACAUCAACGCAGGAGGCAUUUACCGAACCCUCUCCCGUCCCACAACCGACACUACACCUUUGCGCAAACUUGUCGUUGGCUCCACGCUCUAUGCCUCUGACGUGUUCCAUAUUGAGGACCGAUGGGAGGACUGGAUCGCUGACCAUGCUGAUCACGGUCACGACACGAUUGCACACGCAAUGCAUACCAAGUUGACCACGGAGGGCGAGACAUGUCAUGAGGUCGACCACGGCGAUCAUGGAAUCGAUUACCACAAGGCGCCGAUUACCCGCGCUCGUGUUGACGACAUUGUUGGUCGGACUCUGGAAGCUCGGGCUGCUCGCAAGGCUGACCCCAUUAUGUCUUCUAUCUUUGGCGAUGAUGAUGACGAUAGCUGA
Mycena indigotica is the source of this 972-nucleotide messenger RNA. RefSeq names its product VWFA domain-containing protein. Lineage: Eukaryota; Fungi; Basidiomycota; Agaricomycetes; Agaricales; Mycenaceae. Gene Ontology annotation, molecular function: protein serine/threonine kinase activity. The record is from RefSeq and is a predicted model, not a curated record. Gene Ontology annotation, biological process: peptidyl-threonine phosphorylation. The coding region runs from base 1 to 972 and encodes 323 amino acids. Gene Ontology annotation, cellular component: cytoplasm. The transcript is spliced from 7 exons.